AUGCAUGUGGGCGUGCAUGUGGGCAUGCAUGUGGGCAUGCAUGUGGGCGUGCAUGUGGGCAUGCAUGUGGGCAUGCAUGUGGGCAUGCAUGUGGGCGUGCAUGUGGGCGUGCAUGUGGGCGUGCAUGUGGGCGUGCAUGUGGGCGUGCAUGUGGGCGUGCAUGUGGGCGUGCAUGUGGGCAUGCAUGUGGGCAUGCAUGUGGGCGUGCAUGUGGGCGUGCAUGUGGGCGUGCAUGUGGGCGUGCAUGUGGGCGUGCAUGUGGGCGUGCAUGUGGGCGUGCAUGUGGGCGUGCAUGUGGGCGGGCAUGUGGGCGGGCAUGCGGGCGGGCAUGUGGGCGGGCAUGCGGGCGGGCAGAUAUCAUACAAUGACUUCGUGGCGAGUGGAUCGUACACGGCUGCCAAGGAGAAAGGCCUCCUGCGAGCUGAGGGCAAAGAGGUGCGGCAGGGAGAGAGAGAGGAGAAAAGGGCGGGGGGGGGGGGGGGUGCUGAUGCUGCAAAUCCCCUCCCCCCACUGCUCCUGCAGAUCCCCUCCCCCCCACUGCUGCACCCGCAGCAGGGGUGGAGGAGAAAAGGGGGGGGGGGCGGGGGGGGGGCUGGUGCUGCAGGUCCCCUCCCCCAACUACCGCAUCCGCAGCAGGGGGAGAUAGGAGAAGGGGGGGGGCUGGUGCUGCAGAUCCCCUCCCCCCCCACUGCUGCACCCGCAGCAGGGGGGAGGGCACGCGGGCAGGAGGAACCCCCUCUUGCCACCCCCUCACCCACCAUGUUGCAACAGGGCACCGGGGCCGCGGUUAGGGGCGGCAGGUCGCAAGGGGCCAUGGCUAGGGGCGACGGGGCCAUGGCUAGGGACGGGGCCGGGCGCUGGGCAGGUACGGGGCCGGGCGCUGGGCGGGUACGGGGCCGGGCUCUGGGCAGGUACGGGGCCGGGCUCUGGACAGGUACGGGGCCGGGCUCUGGGCAGGUACGGGGCCGGGCGCUGGGCAGGUACAGGGCCGGGCGCUGGGCAGGUACGGGGCCGGGCGCUGGGCAGGUACGGGGCCGGGCGCUGGGCAGGUACGGGGCCGGGCGCUGGGCAGGUACGGGGCCUGGCGCUGGGCAGGUAAGGGGCCGGGCACUGGGCAGGAACGGGGCCGGGCGCUGGGCAGGUACGGGGCCGGGCGCUGGGCAGGUACGGGGCCGGGCGCUGGGCAGGUACGGGGCCGGGCUCUGGGCAGGUACGGGGCCGGGCGCUGGGCAGGUACAGGGCCGGGCGCUGGGCAGGUACGGGCCGGGCGCGGGCUAG
Molecule: messenger RNA, 1278 nt
Organism: Closterium sp. Naga37s-1
Lineage: Eukaryota; Viridiplantae; Streptophyta; Zygnematophyceae; Desmidiales; Closteriaceae
Source: the annotation of a GenBank genome assembly